Exserohilum turcica Et28A is the source of this 1394-nucleotide messenger RNA. RefSeq lists its product as uncharacterized. Gene Ontology annotation, biological process: fungal-type cell wall organization. The record is from RefSeq and is a predicted model, not a curated record. Gene Ontology annotation, cellular component: plasma membrane; cell cortex of cell tip. The transcript is spliced from 2 exons. Bases 34 to 1029 code for a protein of 331 amino acids. NCBI's taxonomy places the organism in Eukaryota, Fungi, Ascomycota, Dothideomycetes, Pleosporales, Pleosporaceae.
UAGUUCACUUCACCCGCCACACCCGUCUGUAUUAUGCGUCGCCUCUUUUCUCGUCACCGUCGCGCCGACGACUCGGCCAUAUCCCGAAAUACGUCCCCCACCGCAGUCCCCGAACUCACCAAAGAACAAGUCAAGCGCGCAACCCGCAAGCGCAAAUCAUGGGCCCUCGCAACCUCCUUUUUCCUCUUCGUCACCUUCAUCUUCCUCAUUCUCGUCAACAUUGCCGGCGUGCGCAACAAGCCCGUCAUCAGGAACUGGUACUUUCUGCGCCUCGACCUCAGCAACAUUGUGCCCGCCACCGUCCCCAACUUUGCCCUCAUCAACACCAUUGCCCAGACGCUGGGUCUCCAUGAUUUCUACCAGGUUGGACUAUGGGGCUUCUGCGAAGGCUACAAGGGCCAGGGUGUCACCUUUUGCAGCAAGCCCACCAACCUGUACUGGUUCAAUCCCGUUGCGAUUUUGCGAAAUGAGCUUCUCGCGGGCGCUUCGAUUAAUCUCCCUGCAAACAUCAACGACAUUCUAGACCUGAUCCACCUCGUUUCCAACUGGAUGUUUGGACUCUUCAUUACCGGAACCGUCCUCUCUUUCGUCCUCAUCUUCGUCAUGCCUAUUUCCGUCUACACACGCUGGCUCGCCCUGCCUGUGGCCAUUCUCGCCUUCCUCAACGCCCUCUUCGUCACCGUCGCCUCCAUCAUUGCCACCGUCAUGUUUGUCAUCUUUCGCAACACUAUCAGUGGCGUCGCAGAGCUCAACAUUGGAGCUGAGAUUGGAACAACGCUGUUUGCCUUUAUGUGGGUAGCCAGCGCCUUUGCCAUUUUCGCGUGGCUCGUACAGAUGGGACUCUGCUGCUGCUGCGCAUCCAGGAGAGACGUCAGGAAAGGCAAGAAGAGAGGCAGUGAAAAAGCAUACCAACCGGAUGUGUCUGGCGCCGAGAAUGGAGGCGUCAGAGACGACAACCCCGUCGUCAGCGGCGCAAGCGAAAACGAAAAAGCAGAAAAGAAGAAAUACGCGUUCUGGAAGCGUGGGUAGGACCCUGUUGUUCCCUGCAUGACGGCUCAAGACGGUUUCCCUCGUGGUACUACCACUACCACUAUUACACACAUAGACAUCAUCGACCUAGAUCCCUGUUACGAAAAAAAAAGCGUGGCUCGAAAUGUUUCUCCGAGAGAGCUACUAGCUAUGAAUAGCAAAAAGUAACAAACGAUUUUGCUUCUUGGUCACUUUGUCACAACAAGCGCGGCGUUGGUUGGGUGGUUGUUUUUUAUUUUUUUUUCAUGGCAUAGCGCCGCGUAGACAUAGUGCGACAUGCCAAGUUUGCGGUUUGUGUGCAUGUCCUCCUCGAUUGUAAGCUUGCCUUGCAAUCAUGUACGUAUGUAUGUAGCAUAAUGAUACUG